Messenger RNA from Neocloeon triangulifer, 2100 nucleotides. RefSeq names its product protein spaetzle 5 (gene spz5). Gene Ontology annotation, cellular component: extracellular region. The record is from RefSeq and is a predicted model, not a curated record. Gene Ontology annotation, molecular function: Toll binding; growth factor activity. The coding region runs from base 96 to 1004 and encodes 302 amino acids. Gene Ontology annotation, biological process: innate immune response; central nervous system formation; regulation of Toll signaling pathway. NCBI's taxonomy places the organism in Eukaryota, Metazoa, Arthropoda, Insecta, Ephemeroptera, Baetidae. The transcript is spliced from 6 exons.
GACAAGACAAGUAGGUUAGUCAGUCUAGCGCGAUUCGAGCAGGACCCUCGCACUUUAGUCGCUGCUGAAAGACCCGCGCCUCGCGAUCCACUCGCAUGUGCAGCAGCAUGACUCCGGCGAGAGGCGGGUCGUUUGCUCUUCUUUCCCUGGUCGUGAUCUCGUACUUCCAGCCCCUUCUGUCCAGUCCUCAGUGUCAACACUAUGGGGGAUGCCGCGACGAAUACCGCUUCCUUCCUGUUCCUCCCGGGAAGACGCCCUAUUGCGCGAAACCCGGAGAAACGUUUUGCGAGAAGAUUGAAAAUUACCCUGUACAGCUGAUUCGUUAUUUGGCGGAAAAAUGGAAAUUUGACCACAAGACACUCUUGCUGGAUGAGAGCAGAGAAGGCUUUGCUGCAAGAUGGACGCCAAAACCAUACGGUCCUUCAGCUCCUUCGUACAGCUACAGCCCACCACCGUCACCCUCUUACAACAAGGUCAUCCCUACUUAUUACCCACAAAACAGAAAUACCUUCAACUCAACUUAUGGCAGGGGAUUCCCUAGCUCUAGCCUGAGACCACCGCAGCCUUCAACACCCUACUACCCAGCCUCAUACUUCAGUUCCUUGCUUCCGAACCAAUACACACCUACAGAUAAUUGGUGGAAUAGAUAUUCAAGAUCUGUGGCAGGAAAACAGCAGAAAAGAAGGAAAAGACAAGCAGGACCCACAGCUUUGUGCGCAACAACCUCCAGAUUUGUUGGGCCUCAGGCGGGCAUGAGCAACACAGGAAUUUGGAAAUACUUGGUCAACGUCGACGGACUUUCGCAGGAAAUUGAAACUGUCCAGUGCAGGUCUGAGGGCAGCUCGUGCAACGGCCUGUGUUCUCUUCCGAACGGAUACACCUCACGUUGUCAGCAGCAAUAUGUGCAGAAAAGAUUGCUCUCCCUCGAUGGAUCAGGAAAUCAACUUGCGACGGAUGUCUUUUGGUUCCCUCAUUGCUGCACCUGCAAUAUAAUCCCCAAUUAGUGCACAAAUUUUACAAUUAGAAUUUCGUCAAUGAAGAAACUAAUUUAAAUUUAUAAUUAGUAAUUUAGAGUGGUUCGCCUAAAUUUUAUAAAGCACAAAACAGCUGCUAUUUUAUAUUUUGUUGUGUACAUGUUAAAAUUAGGCUACUUUAAUCUUGUUGUUUUUUCUCUGACCGCUAUAAUGACCAAGAGUGAAUUUUUAUUUAAUAAAAUCCAUGUAAAAAAAACUCAAUAGCGUCGGGCAAAUAAUGCUAAUUUAAAUUUAUUUCUCGAAAACGUCACAAAUACUAGCAUCAGUUCUUUAGUGCAAUAUUAGAAACAGCCAUUGUUACGAUAGCAGCAUUUUAGUUUUACUGUACAUAAUAAUUUGUAGCUUUUUAUUUUUUUUUGUUCAUAAAAAAUUAAAAAGACCCAAAAAUGUAUUAAAAGGUUAUAUUUUUGCCUCAUUCUUGUAAAGAAGAUUUUUUAGUUAUACAUGAUUACUGAAUAUACUAAAGUUAAAUUAUCUUGAUUAUUUUUAGAUACUUUAAUCAAUAUAAAUGAUUGGUGAGCUUGAUUUACUUUCCCUCUCUCACAAGCUUAAGAAGAUUAGUAUAACUUUCUUGCUGUAGAUGGCACGAGACGCGGCGGAUGCAGAAAGUGAAAAUGCGAGUAGGCAACUCGCGUUGCAGGUAUGCGUGGCAAGUUGCAUAACGCCACGUUCCUUCCAUUUUGCAUCGACCAAUUUGCCUUUUCAAUCUUUUCAUGAAUUGAGUAGUCUCGGUACUUCUAUAAUCUUUUUAAAUAAAAUUUCUGAAAAUUUCAGUGAUACAUCACUGUAAAUAAUAAGUGCAACGUACGAUAUUCUAAAAAUCUUUAAAUUUAUAGAAUCUUCUCAAUUCCCUGCAGGGAAAAGUGAGCGUCAGAAAUUUCCAAUAAAUACAAAAAUUUUUGAAUAAUAUGACACGAAUUUGUUUUCCUGUACUUUCGGUAUAGCUUUUAUCGCUUUCAUUAUUGUUCUUGCGUGCAUGCGUCUGUCUGUCUGCCAUUUCAACCCCUCCUCACCCAAAUACAUUUCGGCUGGAUCGAUACUGCAUCCCAUCAAGUUAAUACAACGC